Molecule: messenger RNA, 1485 nt
Organism: Meleagris gallopavo (turkey)
Lineage: Eukaryota; Metazoa; Chordata; Aves; Galliformes; Phasianidae
Source: RefSeq, a predicted model, not a curated record
AUGACAUUUACCUCCAGCAGCCUAAGAGCUGCUGCUGUUUGUACAAACACCUUGGUGAACAAUCUCAGCUUUGAAACUAGUCCAAAUGAGGAUGUAGAGGAUGAUGGUGAUACUGAAUCACGAGAGGAGGAAGAGGAAGUGAAAAACUACUCAAGAAGAAAGAUUGUUUCAAACUGGAACCGCUAUGAGGAUGCAGAAAAAGAGGGUCAGAGAGAAUGUGGAGAAUCACAGAGAGGAACAGACUUCAGUGUUUUGCUUAGCUCAGCGGUGGAAUUUAUUUAUUUAUUUAUUUAUUUCAGGACAGAUGGAAGCUUUGUGGUUCAUGAUGUACCGUCAGGGUCUUAUGUAGUAGAAGUUAUAUCUCCUGCUCAUAAAUUUGAGCCUGUUCGAGUUGACAUAACUUCAAAAGGCAAAAUGAGAGCAAGAUACGUGAAUUACAUCAAAACCUCAGAAGUUGUCAGGCUGCCAUACCCGCUCCAGAUGAAAUCUUCCGGACCUCCUUCAUACUUCAUAAAGAGAGAAUCUUGGGGAUGGACGGAUUUCCUCAUGAACCCCAUGGUUGUGAUGAUGGUUCUUCCACUACUGAUAUUUGUGCUUUUGCCUAAAGUUGUCAACACCAGUGAUCCUGAUAUGAGACGGGAAAUGGAGCAGUCAAUGAACAUGCUGAAUUCGAACCAUGAGCUGCCAGAUGUCUCUGAAUUCAUGACAAGACUGUUUUCUUCAAAGUCUUCCAGCAAGUCUGGUGGUAGUAGCAGUAAAGCAGGGAAAAGUAGUUCUGGAAAAAGGAGGUAGUUAUGUCCUCCUCCAGGCCUGAGUUUGCACAACUAUUUGUUAUGUGGUAUCAUGUCUAUUUGUCUUGAAAUAUCAAAAAGCCACUACUGCAACCUUUUAUUUGGCACAAAAUACGGUAUGCUACAACUGUGGUGUGUAGCUUUUUUUUUUAAAGUCUAUAUAAGCUGCUUUGUACUUGACAGUAAGCAGAAGAGGAGAUGGCUUCUGUACGGUAUCUGUAUAAAGUUAUUGAAUUAAUGCUCUGUAGUGAAUGUUAUAAAUUAUAUGAUGUGCUAAACAGUAACGAGUGUCUGUUGUGGAAUGAAUGAGGGGUUACACUCAAGGAGAAAUAGCAGUAUGUUUUACUGUGUGCUGAAUUAUCCCUUGGCUAUUGCGUUGUUUCCUGUCUCUCCCAAAUGUGCCUUGAAGCAGCUAUUGUGACCACACGCAUCCAUCACAUCUGCCGCCAGAGGUUGUCACUUGAGCAGGGUUAUGGGAUGGGUGAAAGUUUGGGGAAGUGGGGAAGCAAACUGUCACGAUGCCUUAAUUGUAAGGCAAUAUAAAAACAAAUUCAGAGAUGAUAGUUCUCAGUGAAGAUGGCUUUAAUGUUUUAUGUUUCUGUUAAUUUUGGAAACGAACCUCCUUUCAAAACUGAGUUGUGGGUUUACUAUGUAAUUUGAUGUAUCUGCUUGUCAGAUAAAAGUUCUAAAAUCA